AUGCCUGUGGAGCACGAUGCUGAUGACUUGGCCCUUCCGGGCGAGGCUCUUGAAGACGACGAGAAUCUGAGGCUGGAGAUCAACAUUGACCGGGAAACUUGGAAUCGGCACAUCACGACCAACCACGGGUUCAACAUCCAGUAUACAGUGUUGAAGAAUCGCUACCAAAAGAAGUGCAAAUCUUGCUUGCCCUUCCGAGCACAAUCUGAAUUUGCUGAGUGCAACCAGUGCUUCGAUCUCAAGCAGGAAAUCAAGGCCGAGAAGGAUGUUUCCAAGAAGUUCGGCCUCAUUCGCGAUUACAAAGAGCAUUUGCGGGCGGUUGGUUUCGAUCGUGAGCUCGAGCAACAUUUGGAAGGAUUGGACCCGCGCAACAGCGAUGCUCCUAUUCUGCUUUUGCAAUUUGAUGAGAUGGAUCAAGCGAAGUGGUCAUUGCCAAGAUACCCCGAAAAUCGAGGAUCCAAGACCCUACAACAGUAUGUGCGACCCCGCUUGAAGGUUGUGGGGGUUUGGGCUUCAAAAUACUUGCUGACCCUCUACCUCGUCGAUGCAAUCAUUGCCCACGAUGCCUCACUUACAGUGGAGGCUGCAAGUCUGGUAGACAACCUCAAAGUCCGAAAGGCCUUGCCUCCGACCCCAAUCACUAAGUAA
Molecule: messenger RNA, 648 nt
Organism: Symbiodinium sp. CCMP2592
Lineage: Eukaryota; Dinophyceae; Suessiales; Symbiodiniaceae
Source: the annotation of a GenBank genome assembly